UGUUCUGAGCCUGUUGGGGUCACGUUCCCAGAUCAUUUCCCGGCCCAGCUGGGACCCAGGGGCUGAGCCCGAAGCAGAGACUCCAGCUGAGAUCCAGGGAGUCCCAUGAGGGCCCUGCCCCGUUUCUUCUCCGCCCCGACGCAGGCUCCAGCGGCUGCAGCGGAAAGUGACAUAAACAAGGACUGCAAGAGUUUAUCUUUCGUCUGUUUCCUCAUUCCGUGGCCACGCGUCCUAGGAAGCAGGGCAGGGGCGUCGGCGGGGAGCUCAGCGCUGGGCUUGUUCUCCACGGCCUCUGCAAGGAAACAGCUCUUGGGGUUCCCUGAAGUUUUGCCUCGAAGGCUGCGAGUCCUCCCGCGCCGGGCCAGGUCCUGCCUUUUUCCCAGCCGAGCUCGCUACACCGCCUGGACGCCCUGGGCCGGAUCGGCGAACCGCUGGGGGAUUCUCCGGCCAGGGCUGUGUGGGAGGCCGGGCGGUUCUGGGUCGCUGUGCGCUAGGAAGAGCCUCUCCCUGCCCGUGGAGAUGCUGCGGCUGGCUUGCUGGGUAGUGCUGCUGGGACACGUCGCCGCAGGACCAGACAUGGCCACUCAGGCGAGUGACGGCCCCCAGCUCCACCACCGAGCCAGCCAGGACGUCACGCUGGAGUGCAGGACCCGAGCACCCCUGGACCCCGACCCGCACCACCUGCGCGUGCACUGGCACCUCCUGCGGGGGCCGGCGGGGGACUCCGUGGUGCACAGCUACCACGCGGGGGCCGACCAGCUGGGAGACCAGGCCGAGGAGUUCAGGGGCCGGACGCGGCUCCUCCUGGAGGGGAUCCGCGAGGGGGUAGCGGCCCUGAGCCUGGCCGGCGUGCGGCCCUCGGACAGCGGCACGUACCGGUGCUUCAUCAUGGACGGUCAGGGUGCUGACAGCAUGGACAUCGUCCUCCGUGUGGCAGCCCCGUACGAGCCCCCGCAGCUCACUGUGCUCUCCCGGGCUGGGGGGCAGCUGGUCCUGCAGUGCCGCUCCGCGGGGGGUUACCCCCAGCCCGAGAUAACGUGGCACGACGGGAACGGGACCCGGCUGAGCCAGGACGAGCCGGUGGAGCUGCAGCGGAGCAGACAGGGGGCCUUCGAGGUGUGGAGCAGCCUGUCGCUGACGCCCCGCCCCGGGGGGUCCGUCUGCUGCGCCCUGAGCCACCGGCCCCUGCAGCAGAACAUGAGCGUCUGCGAGACCCUCCCAGCAGGGCUGCAGGCGCUGGAGCAGCGAUUCCCCGGGUGGGCGAUGGCUCUCGUGACGCUGGCGCUCGUGACCCUCGUGUGCGCGGUGCUGAUCCAUUGGGGGCUGCCGCUCAUCCCCGCCGAAGGGCUUCACCUUGGAUGGCGAAGAGCGCCCGGCUCCCAGGACUGGCACCGUGUCCGGACGGACCCCCCUGAAGUGGAAAUGGCUGAGCGCUAGGUCUGCAUGGCCCCCCCCUCGUCCGCCCCUCAGCCGGCGGGGAGUGACGGGCUCAGACUGCAGCGGGGAAGAACGGAGGUUUCUGGGUGGAGCGAUGUGACGAAGUGGGGGAUUUUCUUGUUGUAUUCAAUGGUUUGCACGCAGAGGGGGUGGGACUCAGUUUCCCUGGGGGUUACUGGUUUAAUGAGGUGAGGGGAGAGGGAGUUUGUGGUUACAAAGGACCAGUGACAGAACUUGGGACCCCAGCUGAUGGCCUGGAGGAUGGAGACCCCAGCGACCGGUGACCUGAGACCCCGACCCGGAGACCCAGCUCAGGAGUCGCAGCCGGUUCUGGCCAGUGGGAGGACAAUGGGCUGCGGGGAGAGGACCCCGGUGACCCAACCAGCCGGUUCCAGCCCGAGGGGGACAGAGGUGGGCAGAGAGGAGAUGAGGCCCAGGUGACCCCAUUUACGACCCUGUUUCCCUGGAGAGAAGACAAUGGACAGAGGCGGGGCCUGGGGCCAGUGAUAGCGGAUGCCCAGCUGUGAGCAGUGGGGCUCGGGGCUGGAGAGGGGGAGCAGGCAGAGCCCACCUGGAUGCAGAGAGACUGGGAUGUGCUGGGCUGAGGGAGGCCAGGCCUGAGGCCCUGAGAGUUUCCUGUGCUGGGUUCAACCCUCAAUAAACCUCCUGUGUUACGCUG
Molecule: messenger RNA, 2116 nt
Organism: Trachemys scripta elegans
Lineage: Eukaryota; Metazoa; Chordata; Testudines; Emydidae
Product: butyrophilin subfamily 1 member A1-like
Exons: 6
Coding region: 106-1437 (443 amino acids)
Biological process (GO): regulation of cytokine production; T cell receptor signaling pathway
Cellular component (GO): external side of plasma membrane
Molecular function (GO): signaling receptor binding
Source: RefSeq, a predicted model, not a curated record